AUGAUCGGGGCCUUCUCGUUCCCAGUGAGCCCCGAGCGGGGCCGGCUGCGGGGCUGGCUGGAGGGCAGCCUGGCCGGGCUCUGCGAGUUGCACUGGCUUCGGGAGAGGCAGGAAUACCGCGUGCAGCAGGCGCUGCGGCUGGCCCAGCCCGGAAUGGGGGGCGCCGAGGCCGAGGACGAGGAGGACGCCGAGGAAGACGAAGAUGCGGCGGCGGCGCGCCGGGCCGCGGCGGCCCUGGAGGAGCAGCUGGUGAGGGGCCGCCUGUCCGUCCGCUUUUAUGAAGAUCCCAGCUGCACAGGAGGUCCAGACUCACCACCCUCAACUUUCUGUGGGGACAGUGGCUUCUCUGGAUCUGGCUCCUACGGACGCCUGGGUCCCUCUGAACCUCGGGGCAUCUAUGCGAGCGAGCGGCCCAAGUCCCUAGGAGACGCCAGUCCCAGCGCUCCCGAGGCGGUGGGUGCUCGGGCCGCCGUGCCGCGAUCCUACUCGGCGCCCUACCCGACGGCGGGAGGCUCGGCGGGCGCGGAGGCCUGCUCGUCCGCGGAGCGGCGGCAGCGCGCGGGGCCUUUCCUGACCACCCGUGGCCUCCCUGGCCGCGCGGCGCGCCGCAAAGCGCCUCCACUGACGCGUGGCCGUAGCGUGGAGCAGUCCCCGCCUCGGGAGCGCCCCCGGGCUGCAGGGCGUCGAGGACGCAUGACCGAGGCCUCAGGACGCCGGGGCUCGCCCAGGGCGCGCAAGACCGCGCGCUCCCAGUCGGAGACCAGCCUGCUGGGUCGCGCUGCCGCGGUCCCUCCCGGUCCUCCCAAGUACCCCACGGCUGAACGUGAAGAACCACGGCCGCCCCGGCCCCGGCGCGGCCCAGCGCCCACGCUCGCAGCCCAGGCCGCAGGCGCCUGCCGUCGCUGGCGCUCCACCGCGGAGAUCGACGCCGCGGAUGGGCGCCGCGGCCGACCCCGCGCCCCCGCGGCCCGCGGCCCUGGUCCUGGCCCAUCCCCGUCAGCUCCUCAGCGCCGUCUGCUCUACGGCUGUGCGGGUAGCGACUCGGAGUGCUCGGCUGGGCGCCUGGGGCCCAUCGGACGCCGGGGACCCACGGGCGGAGGCGGUGGCUACGGAGAGAGCGAGUCCAGCGCCAGCGAGGGGGAGUCACCUGCCUUCAGCUCCGCAUCCAGCGACUCAGACGGCAGCGGUGGCCUCGUGUGGCCACAGCAGCUAGUGGCAGCCACCGCGGCCUCCGGGCCGGGGGGUGGCGCAGGUGGAGGGGCGCCCGCAGGCCCUGCCAAGGUCUUUGUGAAGAUAAAGGCUUCCCACGCACUGAAGAAAAAGAUUCUGCGUUUCCGUUCGGGUUCUCUCAAGGUCAUGACUACAGUGUGA
Molecule: messenger RNA, 1371 nt
Organism: Orycteropus afer afer
Lineage: Eukaryota; Metazoa; Chordata; Mammalia; Tubulidentata; Orycteropodidae
Gene: DACT3
Product: dishevelled binding antagonist of beta catenin 3
Exons: 4
Coding region: 1-1371 (456 amino acids)
Biological process (GO): negative regulation of canonical Wnt signaling pathway
Cellular component (GO): cytoplasm
Source: RefSeq, a predicted model, not a curated record